GGGGAAAGAGGGUCUGAUAUCUACAUAAAAUGAACACAAACAAAAUUUCAUCCACGAAUAAACCCCGUACCCACCAUGGAGCCACAUUUAAGAGAACAUGGAGCUCCACAAUACUGGGCUGUCCCAUGUGUGCAUCUUGGAUAUGCACAUGGGACAGUUACCUUAUAUCUCACCCUCCAUCACAACAUAAGAAGUCAAACAAAAGAAUAUUCAAGACCGGAACCAAGUCGUCAGGAAGAUUCAUCCAGAGAGGAAAUGAAGAGAAAACAAAAUUAUUAAAGGAGGCUGCAGGAGCACAAGGCUCAAAAAUAACUGAUGAAAUUCCAUCCCAGCAUAGAGCAUCACACUCCAGCAGCCACCUACCAAGCCUCCCUCACGCCGACAUCGGGCUAGACAUUAAGGAGGAAAGUUCUGCCACAAUUGCCACGUAAACAUCAAACCUUGCUAAGAUUCAACAGUUUCCUGGUCCUCUCUCAUUCGUCCUCGCCCCCCAGUGCAUCACUUUACUCCUGCAUACUAACACGUAUAUAGGCUACGUCUCUUCGCUGAUCGUUUAUAAUUACUGUACCAAAGAAUGACGUAAGGUGCAGGGUAGUUAGGAUUCUAAUGGCUGAGUGUUUUAUAUAUGUCUAGUGAUAAUUACAUAUAUGAUCUCAUUCCGCAGCCUAUCCUCCUAAAAGGAAAGUGCUUACGUUAUAGUAACUAUGUGGCCGAAAGCAGAAAUACAUCGUAAUGGAACACCAGAAAGUAGAGUGUUGUAUUACUGAAUACCUAACCUAACCAUCCUAGACUUAAAGCCUAAUAUAGAACAUUUAUGUGCUAUACUAGGGUCUAGGAAUAUUUAUGUUUGGUUUUAGCCUUAUUUUUUCCGGACUGUAAAAAUAGUACAAAAAAGGUAGCUUAUUGGGGUUCCAUUACUGUUAUAUUGGUACUUUCGACCACAUGUUACAAAAUUUUGUAACUAUGUGCACUAGGAUUUCAGUUUUGCUGCCAGCGGCGCGAUUUUUGUGCUGCUCCUAGACUCAUUCUGCAAUCAGUAGCGCAAGCUGAUUACAGUGCAUCGAUGAUUGCACAGCAGCUAUGCAUAACAAUGUAACAUUAAACGUUGUCGUGCAGAAAGCGACUUACGUAAUGUAAGAAAAUUCACUUGAAAAUUACAGUAAUGGUACAUUUGUUAUAUUAACAAUACAUGUUAUUUUUACAUUUAAUGUCAAUAAUUAUUUAAUUUCGAGGAAAGUUUGUUAAUUUGCCACCCUGAGGUGUAAUAACGUUCCAUCAGUGCAAAUACUGUUCUUAAAAUACCUUAAAACUAGAGCACCAUGAUGAAGUUUUCUACCAGAAGAUUUGUGAAGCCCGCGAGGCUGUGGGUGAAGGUGGCGUGCGUACUGCUGCCGUUGGGCCUCUUGCACUCUCGCUACCUCACUUCUAAACCUCGAGAACACAAAUAUUUACACUUAAGCACACGUGCACAUCUGCUGGAGGCCAAGUACUCAAGCGAAUACCUUCCAUACAUAGUAUUUCCAGUGGUGGAAGAAGAGUUUGUAAGCGACAACAAGGUGGCUGUAACAUCAACGAGGAAGAGGCUUUACUCUGUGACAGCCCACCCCGCCAGUCCUUCCCUCAAGUCUCUGACAUACCUCCACAGACUUCUGCCUUCGAUCGACGCAGAACUGCUCAAGGAAGAGGCUGACUGGACACCAUGGGGUCCAAAACUCGAGAGUAUUAGCGACUACUUCAGAUAUCUCAACACUCCUCAGACCUCCUGCCCAAAGUUGUUGAGGCUUGGCGGUGAAUACUGCAUAGCAAGUCUAGACUAUAAAUUCCACUUUGACGGCUACAAGUUUGUGUGCGCGGACCCCCGCUUGGAGAUCAUUGGAGGCCGGAACUCAUCCUGCCUUGCGCUCUCCUUCGGCAUCAUGGGCGACACUUCGUUUGACGAAUCCGCAACUUUACUUCCGUGCGAAGUGCACAUGUUCGACGUUAUCAACUACGAUCCGGAGUUGGCUAAGAUUGUUGACAGCGCAUUCUUUCAUACGGAGGGACUCUCUGGAAAGAACGUGGCAUUGUAUUACAAGAACGUGAAUUUGACGUACAACUUGGAUACGCUUAAGGGUCAUAUCCUGAAGAACAACCUCUUCCCACGACCUAUACAUAUCCUUAAGGUGGACAUCGAGAACGACGAGUGGGAAGCCUUCAAAAAUAUCGCCAAAGACCCAAUCUUCGACGUGGUUGGCCAGGUAGCGCUGGAGGUACACGCCAUGGUCGUGGGGGAGCUGAAUGAGGCUCCCAUAGAGGACAAGCUCCGACUGCUGCAGGAACGCUACGACGUCUUGCGGAUGAUAGAGGCUCGGGGAUUCCGCAGAGUGCUGUAUUUGGAGAACGACUUUGGAGUAAGUCCGUUGUAUGACAACGUCACCGGCACCCGGUACGAGACGGCAGGCGAGCUGCUCUACGUCAACACCAACUGGUACAACGCCACCUUCAAGCAACACCUGGCAGCCUCCUUCGGGUUCCCAUUCCGGGGAACAUAAUAUCGCCUCGCCCUUCAGUACAAGCCGAGUAUAAAAUUAUAUGCUUUCUGUUAUGAUGAUCAUCUAGUUCUACUCGCACCCACCAAAGAUGAUAUGAAAACCUUGAUAGAAAUAUGUUAAAGCUAUAGUGGAAAAAUACAGCCUAACGCUCAAUCCUCCCAAGUGUGCUGUUGUUUCCUUUUAAUUCACAGGAGACGUUUUAUAUUGAUCCCAUAGUUAGAAGUACUAGGCAGAGAUAUUCCAGUUUUUUUAAUGCAUUGAAUCAUUAGUUUAUAUUAUGCCUUUAAAUUGUAUUUUCAUCGUCCUACAUUUUAAAUGUAAAAUGUGACAAAAUUUGCUACUGCUCUAAUGGUAAACUACACUUUGUUUCCCAAUACAUAUCGCCUUUCAAAUUGUAAACUAAAUGUUAUUCACUUUAAGCCAAAAUUUGACUUAAAGUGUACUUUUAAAGAUUGAUUUAGUUUAAUUUGACUUUAAGCUUGAUUUUGACGGCUGUGCACCUAUUUAGUUCAAUCAUUAUUGUAACAAUUUGCUUAAGUUGUUACGGAAAUAGUUUCUUGUUCUGAAUUUGACACCUGCAAUGAUUUUAAAAUUGAUAUAUGUAACUUCAAAUCUAAAUUCUUAAGUAUACAAUGUGCAAUUACAGAUGCUAUUAUUAAGAAUUUCUCAUAGGUAAAUUAUUUACGGUAAAUUUGUGUAAACCCAUAAAUGUACAAAACAAGCAUUUGGUAAUAAAGUAUUUAAAUUCAGUUGUAAAAUUCGAUGUUAAAUAACAUUCAAUGAAGUAUGAUUAUGACUUGUGCCGUAUAAUUAUUUUACGCUUCUGCUCAGGAAAUUUGUAUGGGGGUGCACAAUAAACUACCUCUCCCAUGAUGGGUAUGGGGUGCACAAUCGCCCAGAGGAUGGUUAUGGGGUCUCCUGUCGUGUAUAAGAUGGGUAUUGAAUCCACUGGUGCCCAAAGGAUUGGUAUGGGGUCCAUUAUAAAUGAACAAUCAAAGUACGAGUGUCUGGUAUUUCACCCAGCCUAGACAAGCGAGGUUGUGGGUGUCUAAUGUAUAAUAUUUGACACCAUUAGACCAGUUGAAAGUGUCUGCAAUGCACAUAUUUAAUAUAAAAUGAGGUUAUUAAUUUAUACCGAAGUACAUUGUCAUAUUUGUGAUUUGUUUUAUAAGCUAGUAGACCAAACAGUGGUCACUAGUUUUUUUAUUUUCUGGUGGAGGAAUGUGAAUGGCGGCCAUAUGAACAUAUUCGACGAGGAAUGUGAUUUAACAAGAAUAUUUGUUUCAAUGUUAGGUGACUUAAUUUAAAUAUUAUUCAUGAGGUCAAAACGGCAACACAGGUAGGGGUCAGCGGCAGCAUAUUUGUAUGCAACUCUGUAUAUAUACACAAAGUAAUAAUUGUAAAAAAAUAGUUAUUGACUACCGAACCCCCGCAAUUAUUGCAAAAAAAAAUGUGGUAUUGUGCAUAUGUAUUGAUGUGUAUACAUUUACACCUAUGAGGCCUCCUGCAACAUCAGAUGAUAAUCUGAUGCAGAAUUAAUUAGGACCAAAUAAAGCUUCAAUUAAUAAUAUUGUAUUAAUUGCAUCGCAGGGAAGGGCAAGCAUAAUGAGCUGAAUUUUGAUAUCUUGCUCAUUUAUACAAAUGUUCUCAUUAUAUGUAUUUUAUAUAUGAUUAAGCAAACAAUCCAUCACUCUUUGUUGAUACGGCUGCCAGUCACGUGUGGCAUUAGACCUGAAUUUACCCGAGGGGCCAUUAUCUCACUAGUGGCCUCAACGAGGACAGGAAGCCAAUGGCUUGUCAAAAGGUCCCUUAUAUAUCCUGUAGAUUGCAACAUUAUUGGUAUUGCCGCUUCGGCGGGUAGGCGGUUCCAUAGCUUGUAUGUAUUUUCUUGACACCAUAAAUUUUGACCGUGCAAAUUGGCACAUAGUUGCAAUCCAAUCGAGGCGUAGUUUCAAUGCAGCAAAUUAUGAGCGAUUGUUAAAAAGAAAUCGAAUUGUUAGAAACUGAGAUUUUUCUCCCCUAAAUAAUGAUCGUUUGUUCCUUUGUAAAACACACACACCUACCUACCUUUAUGUGACGCCGGUGGCCUUAGAGAAGAGUCACGCAUAUGUACACUGAUAUAUUUGUGAUUUAAUGGGCAAAGUUUCUUUCACCCUAAGUGCCCCUGUUACCUAGC
Procambarus clarkii (red swamp crayfish) is the source of this 4707-nucleotide messenger RNA. Its product is annotated as probable methyltransferase-like protein 24. NCBI's taxonomy places the organism in Eukaryota, Metazoa, Arthropoda, Malacostraca, Decapoda, Cambaridae. The record is from RefSeq and is a predicted model, not a curated record.